Orycteropus afer afer is the source of this 3984-nucleotide messenger RNA. RefSeq names its product protocadherin-8. NCBI's taxonomy places the organism in Eukaryota, Metazoa, Chordata, Mammalia, Tubulidentata, Orycteropodidae. Gene Ontology annotation, cellular component: plasma membrane. The record is from RefSeq and is a predicted model, not a curated record. Gene Ontology annotation, molecular function: calcium ion binding. Gene Ontology annotation, biological process: homophilic cell-cell adhesion.
AACGGAGGGGGAGGCACCGAGUGAGGGCUGGACCAAGCGUCCUCUGAACCCGCCAGAGCAGCAGAACAGCAGCCGGAAGACUUCUCCCGCCCCGAGCUGGCGAAGGACUCGCGCCCAGACCUAAAAACCAUAAAGGGCUGUCAGCCAUUUGGAAUAGCAGUUGGGGCCGGCGGCAUGAGUCCCAGGAAGCGCGGGGGUAGUCCCUGCCUUUUUCCCUUGCAGCUCUUCAGUCUCUGCUGGGUGCUCUCAGUGGCCCAGAGCAAAACGGUGAGAUACAGCACCUUCGAGGAGGACGCCCCUGGUACUGUUAUAGGGACCCUGGCGGAGGACUUGCACAUGAAAGUGUCUGGAGACACAAGCUUCCGCCUGAUGAAGCAGUUCAACAGCUCGCUGAUUCGGGUGCGAGAGGGCGAUGGACAGCUGACCGUCGGGGACGCGGGCCUGGACCGCGAGCGCCUGUGUGGCCGGGCCCCCCAGUGCGUGUUGGCCUUCGACGUGGUCAGCUUCUCACAGGAGCAGUUCCGGCUGGUGCACGUGGAGGUGGAGGUGAGGGACGUCAACGACCACGCGCCGCGCUUCCCCCGGGCCCAGAUCCCGGUGGAGGUGUCCGAGGGCGCGGCUGUGGGCACGCGCAUCCCCCUGGAGGUGCCAGUGGACGAGGACGUGGGCAAUAACGGGCUGCAGAGUGUGCGCCUGGCCGAGCCCCACAGUCCGUUCCGUGUGGAGCUGCAAACGCGCGCGGACGGCGCCCAGUGCGCGGACCUGGUGCUGCUGCAAGAGCUGGACCGUGAGAGCCAGGCCGCCUACAGCUUGGAGCUGGUGGCCCAGGACGGCGGCCGCCCGCCGCGCUCUGCUACGGCCGCCCUCAGCGUGCGCGUGCUGGACGCCAAUGACCACAGCCCGGCCUUCCCGCAGGGCGCCGUGGCCGAAGUGGAGCUCGCGGAAGACGCGCCCGUGGGCUCGCUGCUGCUCGACCUGGACGCGGCUGACCCAGACGAGGGCCCCAACGGCGACGUGGUGUUCGCCUUUGGCGCCCGCACUCCACCCGAGGCGCGCCGCCUCUUCCGGCUUGAUCCGCGCUCAGGCCGCCUCACCCUGGCAGGGCCAGUGGAUUACGAGCGCCAGGACACCUACGAGCUGGACGUGCGGGCGCAGGACCGCGGCCCGGGGCCCCGCGCCGCCACCUGCAAGGUCAUCGUGCGCAUCCGCGACGUCAACGACAAUGCGCCCGACAUCGCCAUCACCCCUCUAGCCGCCCCGGGAACGCCUGCCACUUCUCCCAUCGCCGCGGCUGCGGCCGCUGUUGCUCUCGGGGGUGCAGAAGCGACCUCGUCGGGGGUGUCCGGGACGCCCGAGGCCGGCGCCACCUCGCUAGUCCCGGAGGGGGCGGCACGAGAGAGCCUGGUGGCGCUGGUCAGCACCUCGGACAGGGACUCGGGCGCCAACGGGCAGGUGCGCUGCGCCCUCUAUGGGCACGAGCACUUCCGGCUGCAGCCUGCCUACGCGGGCAGUUACCUGGUGGUGACUGCGGCCUCGCUGGACCGCGAGCGAAUCGCCGAGUACAACCUGACGCUGGUGGCGGAGGACCGCGGCGCGCCCCCGCUGCGCACAGUGAGACCCUACACGGUGCGCGUGAGCGACGAAAAUGACAACGCGCCACUCUUCACGCGGCCAGUCUACGAGGUGUCGGUGCGCGAGAAUAACCCACCCGGGGCUUACCUGGCCACCGUGGCCGCCCGGGACCCGGACCUGGGCCGCAACGGCCAGGUCACCUACCAGCUGCUGGAAGCCGAGGUGGGCCGCGCAGGGGACGCCGUGUCCACCUACGUCUCGGUGGACCCGGCCACUGGGGCCAUCUACGCUCUGCGCAGCUUUGACUAUGAGGCCCUGCGCCAGCUGGACGUGCGCAUCCAGGCGAGCGACGGCGGCUCACCUCAGCUCUCAAGUAGCGCCCUGGUGCAAGUGCGGGUGCUAGACCAGAACGAUCACGCGCCAGUCCUAGUGCACCCAGCGCCGGCCAACGGCUCCCUAGAAGUGGCAGUCCCCGGACGCACUGCAAGGGACUCGGCCGUGGCACGCAUACAGGCCCGGGACGCGGACGAUGGCGCCAACGGGGAGCUGGCUUUCGAACUGCUGCAACAGGAGCCACGCGAAGCUUUCGCCAUCGGCCGCCGCACGGGGGAGAUAGUGCUCACUCGCGACCUGUCGCUGGAGCCCCCGGGCCGCGUAUUCCGGGCGCUGCUGGUCGUUUCCGACGGCGGCCGCCCACCUCUAUCCACCAGCGCCACAGUCAGCUUUGUAGUAACCGCAGGAGGCGGACGCGGGCCAGAGGGGCCUUCCAGUCCUGAGGGCACGGAGCGCUCCCGUCCGCCUGGCUCUCGGCUUGGAGCGUCGGGGCCGGCGCUGCAAUGGGACACACCGCUGAUCGUCAUCAUCGUACUGGCCGGGAGCUGCACGCUGCUGCUGGCCGCUAUCAUCGCCAUCGCCACCACCUGCAACCGCCGCAAGAAGGAGGUGCGCAAAGGGGGGGCCCUCCGGGAAGAGCGGCCCGGGGCGGCGGGCGGCGGAGCCUCGGCUCCCGGCUCCCCGGAGGAGGCCGCCCGGGGAGCUGGGCCCAGGCCCAACAUGUUCGACGUGCUCACCUUCCCUGGCAGCGGCAAAGCGCCUUUUGGCAGCCCCGCGGCCGACGCGCCCCCGCCCGCGGUCGCCGCGGGCGAAGUGCCGCGCUCGGAGGGCGGCAGCGCCACGGGGGAAAGCGCCUGUCACUUCGAGGGGCAGCAGCGGCUCCGCGGCGCGCACGCCGAGCCCUACGGUGCCUCCCCCGGCUUUGGGAAGGAGUCGGCGCCCCCUGUGGCUGUCUGGAAGGGGCACUCUUUCAACACCAUCUCUGGCCGAGAAGCGGAGAAGUUCAGCGGCAAAGACAGCGGCAAAGGGGACAGUGAUUUCAACGACAGCGAUUCCGACAUCAGCGGGGACGCUCUGAAAAAGGAUCUCAUCAACCACAUGCAGAGUGGACUGUGGGCGUGCACAGCAGAGUGUAAGAUCCUUGGCCACUCUGACCGCUGCUGGAGUCCCUCUUGCGGGGGGCCCAAUGCACCUCCGCCGCUUCACCCACCAGCCCAGAUGUCCACCUUCUGUAAGAGCACGUCCCUGCCUCGGGAUCCUCUGCGCAGGGACAACUACUACCAGGCCCAGCUGCCCAAGACAGUGGGACUGCAGAGCGUCUACGAGAAAGUGCUGCACAGGGACUAUGACCGAACAGUCACUUUGCUCUCCCCUCCCCGCCCAGGGAGGCUCCCAGAUCUGCAGGAGAUAAGCGUGCCCCUCUACCAGUCCCCCCCUGGAAGGUAUCUGUCUCCAAAGAAGGGGGCCAAUGAAAAUGCGUAAUCCCAUGCUGCAUGUCUUCACACAUACACAGGUCACUGAGAAGCCCCUAAGUUAAUUGACCAGUUUCAGUGUUGUAUAUAUAAAUAUGCAAGAUGUGCCUUAAAAUGAAGUUGUUGGAAGCUAUUUCCAAUUACAUUGAUACUGUUUGGUAUUUGCAAACAAACAAACAAAAAAAAAUGUAGUUAAUGUAAUUUUUAUGAAAUGUGUGCAGUAUUUAAUUUUUCUUAUCAUGCUAUGGAUUUUAAUUUCACUUGAGGCUUGCCAUUUUCUUAGUGUUUUUAACCUGUACAUUGUGUAAUGUAAUGUUUGUAUAUAAUGAAAUUUUGUUAUAUUUUUAUAUAAUAAAAGCUAAAGUGGAAGUUACUGCCAAAGGAACUGUCUGUAAGACAAAAAAAAAAUGUUGGAAUUACUUAAUGGAAAUUUAUCUUUUACCUAAAACAAUCUAGUGUUUGAGAAGUUUUGCCUUGCCAACUAUAACUUGUAUAUCUUGAGUCUGUGGUAGAUUUCAAGUUCAAUGUUAUUUAACUACAUUUGGAUUUCUGUAAACCGUGUUACUUAUAAGCACAGUAAUAAAGGAUUUAUCAUGUGUUUGAAGAA